Molecule: messenger RNA, 480 nt
Organism: Diaporthe amygdali
Lineage: Eukaryota; Fungi; Ascomycota; Sordariomycetes; Diaporthales; Diaporthaceae
Exons: 2
Coding region: 1-480 (159 amino acids)
Source: RefSeq, a predicted model, not a curated record
AUGGGAGGGAUUUCUGAGAUACAAGAGACAUACCAACACUUGAAACAGAGCCACCAACCUCGACCGAGCGGUCGUUCUCAGCCCAGCCAUGACUCUCCGGCGAGCCAUCGUUCGCCCUUGAGCGGCGAUUACCAGCCCAGACGCCGCCAGCAGCUGUUCACGACGCUGCCAACGGACGCACAGAUGCUUCCGGGACCGCCUCUACGUCCCGGAAUGUCCCUACCACCCGGUAUGCCACCAUUUGGCGGGAUGCCUUUACCUGGUGGGAUGCCUCUACAACCCGGAAUGCCCCCUCCUCCGGAAACGUCUGUGCAGCCCGGAACGCCUGUGCCACCCGGAAUGCCUCUGCCUCCCAGCAUGCCUCUGCCACCGGCAAUGCCUAAGGAGAUUGAUAACAUGUCUCUCAAUGGCCGUGGAAAGAGGCCCCUGCUUGACAACGCCUCUGGCUUGGGGAUCGCACUUUACCAUUGGGCUCAGUAG